Propithecus coquereli (Coquerel's sifaka) is the source of this 2876-nucleotide messenger RNA. It is a transcript of the gene GTF2H1, whose product is annotated as general transcription factor IIH, polypeptide 1, 62kDa. Gene Ontology annotation, biological process: transcription by RNA polymerase I; transcription by RNA polymerase II; nucleotide-excision repair. The coding region runs from base 165 to 1934 and encodes 589 amino acids. Gene Ontology annotation, cellular component: transcription factor TFIIH holo complex; transcription factor TFIIH core complex. The record is from RefSeq and is a predicted model, not a curated record. The transcript has 14 exons. Lineage: Eukaryota; Metazoa; Chordata; Mammalia; Primates; Indriidae.
GGAGGUCUAGGCCAAAUGGGUGGGCCAGCCAGGAUCCUGGGACCUUUGACCGCUCGAGACCGGAGAGAGGAAAAGAAACAGGCGGGAACCGGUGGGGGAGGGAGGGGACCAGCGGAAAGUGUCAUGGCGGCCACGGUCUGGGGUCACGUGCCCCGGGGGCCGCCAUGGUACUUCCGGUCACGUGCCCUCAGACUCCUCGCAGCCAGCGAUGGAGGCGAGACCCCCCAGUAACAGAGGCGGUAGCGACUGCUGCGGCCGCUGGGUUUCAGCCUCUUCCCAGCAGCGGCUCUAAGCAGCACAGCGGAACUCGACCCGACCCAACCCAGUUACUCCCUGCCCAGAGCUGUAGCUCCCACCUGCACCUUCAAGCCACCAUGGCUACUUCAUCGGAAGAAGUUUUGCUGAUUGUGAAGAAGGUGCGCCAAAAGAAGCAGGAUGGAGCUCUAUACCUAAUGGCAGAAAGAAUCGCUUGGGCACCUGAAGGCAAAGAUAGAUUUACAAUCAGCCAUAUGUAUGCGGAUAUUAAAUGCCAGAAAAUCAGUCCAGAAGGAAAAGCUAAAAUUCAACUUCAGCUGGUCCUGCAUGCAGGGGACACAACUAACUUCCAUUUUUCCAAUGAAAGCACAGCAGUGAAAGAGCGAGAUGCAGUAAAGGACCUUCUUCAGCAGCUGCUGCCUAAAUUCAAGAGGAAAGCAAAUAAAGAACUGGAAGAAAAAAACAGAAUGCUGCAAGAAGAUCCUGUUUUGUUUCAGCUUUAUAAAGACCUUGUUGUGAGUCAAGUAAUCAGUGCUGAGGAAUUCUGGGCCAAUCGUUUAAAUGUGAAUGCAACAGAUAGUUCUUCCACAUCCAAUCAUAAGCAGGAUGUUGGCAUUUCUGCAGCAUUUCUGGCUGAUGUCCGGCCCCAAACCGAUGGCUGCAAUGGUCUGAGAUAUAAUUUAACCUCUGAUAUUAUCGAGUCCAUAUUUAGGACCUAUCCAGCAGUAAAAAUGAAAUAUGCAGAGAAUGUUCCCCACAACAUGACCGAGAAGGAAUUCUGGACACGUUUUUUCCAGUCCCAUUACUUUCACAGGGACCGGCUGAAUACAGGGUCAAAGGAUCUCUUUGCAGAAUGUGCCAAAAUAGAUGAAAAAGGGUUAAAAACAAUGGUUUCAUUAGGAGUGAAAAACCCACUACUAGAUUUGACAGCUUUAGAAGAUAAACCAUUAGAUGAGGGCUAUGGCAUUUCCUCUGUGCCAUCUACUUCCAAUUCUAAAUCCAUAAAAGAAAACAGUAAUGCUGCCAUCAUCAAGAGGUUUAACCAUCACAGUGCCAUGGUCCUGGCAGCAGGACUCAGGAAACAAGAAGCACAAAAUGAACAAAAUGGUGAGCCCAGCAGCAUCGAUGGAAAUUCUGGAGAUGCAGACUGCUUUCAGCCAGCAGUCAAAAGGGCUAAGUUACAAGAGUCCAUUGAAUAUGAAGACCUGGGAAAAAAUAAUUCCGUAAAAACAAUUGCACUAAACCUCAAGAAGUCAGAUAGGUAUUACCAUGGUCCAACUCCAAUCCAGUCACUACAGUAUGCAACGAGUCAGGACAUUAUUAAUUCUUUUCAAAGUAUUAGACAAGAAAUGGAAGCUUAUACACCCAAGUUAACUCAGGUGGAGAUGGUGCCAAACGAUAUUCAGUCUGAAUUGAAACACUUGUAUGUAGCUGUUGGAGAGCUACUUCGGCAUUUCUGGUCCUGCUUUCCUGUUAAUACACCAUUCCUAGAAGAAAAGGUAGUAAAAAUGAAAAGUAAUUUAGAACGAUUCCAAGUUACAAAGCUCUGCCCAUUCCAAGACAAAAUUCGGAGACAGUAUUUAAGCACAAAUUUGGUAAGUCACAUAGAAGAGAUGCUCCAGACGGCCUACAACAAGCUCCACACCUGGCAGUCACGGCGCUUGAUGAAGAAGACGUGAAGUGGUUAUGGCGCUCACAGGUUUUGUAAGAUUGAAAGAGCUAAGACCUGCAGCAACUCUGGAAACCUGGCCUGACAGACAUGCAGAUGACCACACAGGCGUGGAAGGAAACAUCUGCACCAUGCCAACUCCCAGAGCUGAUGCUAUUGUACUUGCACAUCGGGAACUGAAAGGAAGGAAAAGACUGUGAUUCAACUAAAUACUAGGGAGGUAAAUUAAGGCAGAACCAAAAUGAGCUAAGUUGCAAAUAUAUAUAUAUAUGUAUGUGUGUAUAUAUAUGCAUAUAUAUAUUUAAAAAGACUGUUUAUUGCAGUUACUCAGGAACUGCUUUUGAUUCACAUUAAGCUGCUUUCAGAAAUUUAAAAAAAAAACACUUUUUUAAAAGGGUGCAUUGAUAAAAUCUGAGGUUUUUUUGGUUUAUUUUUUUUCUGUGUAAAUUUUUUUCAUAAGUUGAUGGCACAGGGUAGAACUUAAGUAUUUCUCCUCCAUCCUCCAUCUUCCACUUGGAUCCUCAAGUUUUCCUGAAUUCUAGUUGUACCUUACAUCAGCAAGUUAAAGAGAGUACUUUAAAAUAAAGCAGAGGGAGACUGUUGUUGAACCAUCAGGAAACAGUUGUAGUCAGAAGACAUCGUUACUCCUGUGUUUCCUACGGAAAUAAGAAACAAUAAAUAUUGCACUGAAUGUUUGUGGUUUGGAGUCCCUAAAUAAUAAAGAGGGAACAUAUUUGCAGAAAGUCAUGUGGGGUUUUUUAUGCAGAAUUUUGUCAGAAGACAAUGGCGCUGCAUGUUUUUCUUUGAGUGCAAAUGUACAUUGCUAAAAUUUUUUUUUAAGAUGGCAUGUGCUUUGAAAAGAGAAAAUUGCAUUUUUAAGAGUUUAAAAAUCUUAUGAGUGAGAAAUAUAAUACUUAUUUUCACCUCUUUAGAAGAAAUAAAAGAUGUUUCU